This is a messenger RNA of Cryptococcus wingfieldii CBS 7118, 1638 nucleotides long. RefSeq lists its product as hypothetical. NCBI's taxonomy places the organism in Eukaryota, Fungi, Basidiomycota, Tremellomycetes, Tremellales, Cryptococcaceae. The record is from RefSeq and is a predicted model, not a curated record. Gene Ontology annotation, molecular function: ATP hydrolysis activity; ATP binding. Bases 1 to 1638 code for a protein of 545 amino acids. The transcript has 4 exons.
AUGCCCAACAAGCUGCCUCUCGUAAGGGUACCCCCGCAAGCACUCGUCCACCGCUUUGGCGCACCUGCCUCCGCACCCCGUUCCUCGGCCCUCCUGCGCUUCUCCGACGACGGAUGGACCAUCAACCGCCAAGUCGUCAAGCCUGAAGGAUGGGCCAUCGUCGGCGACGCCGAAGGACGUAAACUCGCCAUCGAGACGUUACUGAGUCGACACCGAAUCCAGCCUCUCCCUCCGCCUCCCGGCCCAUUCCCCUACAUCAACUCCCUCAUCACCCCCUCUUCCUCCCUACCAGACCCUACCAGCCCUCUCCCACCUGCUAAAGCCAUCCGGCACUUGGCCUUCGCCCGCCCACCUUCCACCGGCGAAUUUACCGACUUUACUGCGCGCUAUGGUACGCUCCUCGAAGAAGACCGGCUCUCUUUCCGACAGACGCUCAAGAACCUCCAGCCUCCCCCAAGUGACGAGGCUAUUGAGAGGGUCGCGAGGCUGAUGCGGAUUGAGGAUCUGUUAGACCUGCCGAGCGUGUCUUUCUCGUCAGGCCAGACGAGGCGAGGGAGGAUUGCGAGUGCAUUGUUGACGAGGCCGCAUCUGCUCUUGAUUGAAGACCCGAUGGCGGGCUUGGACAUUCCAAGCCGUGCGGAAGUGUCGAGGUUGCUCGGAGAGUUGAAUGCGGAUGUGGAGCAGGGGAUCAAGAUUGCGCUCGUGCUCCGAGGUAAGGGUGGAGAGGAGAUGCCGGAUUGGAUCACGAAUGUCGCCGAGGUCAGGGGCGGUGAUGUUUGGAUAGGCUCUAGGAAAGAGUAUGACGUGCGAAGGGAAGGGAGAGAGGCACAUGAGAAGAAGAAGGUGACAGAGGUGGUCGAGAUCAAUGACGAGAUUGCUGGAGAGCCUGUGGUCAAACUCGACAAGGUCUCUGUGUCUUACGGUGAAGGCACUAGACCUGUCCUCAAAGAAGUCUCCUGGACGAUCCAGCCCGGCUCCAAAUGGCACCUCAUAGGCGCCAACGGUUCCGGCAAAACCACCCUCCUCUCCCUCAUCCUCGGGCACCACCCUAUCUCCUACUCUCUCCCUCCCCUCUCUCUCCAACUCUUCUCCAAACCACGUCGCACCAUCCCAACACCCAUCCUGCGGACGUUGAUGGGCCAUACGAGUCCGGAGAUCUAUGCGAGUUUCCCGAGAGGGAUGGGAUUGGGUGCGGGGGAGGUUGUGGGGAGUGGCUUUGAGGGCGUCUUUUCGAGGAGGAUGUUGAAUGCCAAGCAAAAGGAGAGGGUAGAGUACUUGUUGGGAUACUUUGAAGACCUCCUCAAACCCCUCCCUCGAGCCGGUAUCGCAGCCCCCACCUCUGUCCACGACCUCUUCAAACGCCCCUUCAUCACCUUCACCCCACCCCAACAAGCCCUCCUCCUCUUCCUCCGCGCCAUCGUCACCCGUCCAAAGUUGCUUAUUCUGGAUGAGCCGAGUCAGGGGAUGGAUGAAGAUCUGUGGGAGAGGUGUAAGGCGUUGUUGGAGGAAGAGUGGAAAGCGGAGGGGGGGAGGGAGAUGGCUGUUGUUGUGGUUUCUCAUUAUCAGGAUGAGGUUCCAUGGGAGAGAGGACGAGGGAGGGUGCUCAAGUUGGAUCAGGGCGUUGCUACUGUACAAUAG